Molecule: messenger RNA, 3463 nt
Organism: Polypterus senegalus (gray bichir)
Lineage: Eukaryota; Metazoa; Chordata; Cladistia; Polypteriformes; Polypteridae
Gene: itga2b
Product: integrin, alpha 2b
Exons: 22
Coding region: 1-2391 (796 amino acids)
Biological process (GO): integrin-mediated signaling pathway; cell-matrix adhesion; cell-cell adhesion
Cellular component (GO): integrin complex; external side of plasma membrane
Molecular function (GO): integrin binding
Source: RefSeq, a predicted model, not a curated record
AUGGGGUCCCAGUGCUCGUGGGACAACUGCGCAGUGUGCCAACGCAGUAAGACGGCCCUGCUGGUGAUGCAUCCCAGAACAUCCAGUGAAUGUGUCAAAAUCUAUAUGGGAACCAGUUACAACAUGCUGAACUGGGUGCACAGUUUCUUCGGCAAGCAGGUCUCGUCGUAUUUCGGUCACAGCGUGGCUGCCACGGACAUCAACGGUGACGGGACAGAUGACAUUUUCAUUGGCGCCCCCCUCUUCAUGGACAGAAGGAAAGACAAGAAGCUCCACGAGGUGGGCCAGGUGUACCUUUACCUGCAGAAGGAGAACAAUGGCUUCUCUCAGAAACCCGACCAGAUCCUCACCGGCUGGGACCUGUAUGGCCGGUUUGGCAGCGCCAUCGCUCCACUUGGAGACAUAGAUCAGGAUGGCUAUGACGACAUAGCUGUGGGGGCACCUUUUUCUGGCGGAGAUGGCAGGGUGUAUAUUUUUAAUGGUCAGAGCGAUGGAGUGGACCCUCAGUACUCUCAGGUCUUGGAGAGCCCCUUCAGACGACUGCCUUCUGCUACGGGCUUUGGAUUUGCCCUGCGGGGCGGCUCGGACGUCGACUCCAACAGCUACCCAGACCUGAUAGUCGGCGCCUGGGGAGCCAGUAAAGUGGCGGUGUACAGGUCCAGGACGGUGCUUAGUGCCGAGGCGCACAUCGCUCUUCACCCGGACGUCAUAAACCCAGACGUGAAGACCUGUGCACAGCCGCACUCCUCUCAGCUGGUCUCCUGCUUUGACAUCACCGUGUGUAUCAGCUUGCAGGGAAAGAAAAUUCCACCCCGAAUCGUCUUGAAUGCCGAGCUACAGUUGGACCGCAUGAAGCAGAGGAUGAUGAGGAGGACACUGUUUGUGAGCUCACGCCAGUCCCAGGGCCACUUCCAGCUCACACUGGGGAGAGACAAGCCAUCCGUGUGCACAAACUUCAGCGCUUAUCUUCGGGAUGAGUCCGAGUUCAAAGACAAACUGAGCCCCAUUCUCGUCAGCCUCAGCUACUCUCUGGACAAUUCUUCAAGCACUGACCCUGAGGCCCCCCCGGCCUUCUUCCAAGGGCAGACCACCGCCCACAUACAGACCCGGAUCAUUCUGGACUGCGGCCCCGACAACGUUUGUGUGCCGGACCUGAAGCUGAGUGCGGAGAUCCAUAAGGAGUCCUUCUACAUCGGAGAUGAAGACCCAGUUCUGAUAACGGUGACCGCCAGGAACGAAGGGGAAGGGGCCUACGAGACAGAGUUGCACGUGCGUCCGCCGCCCCAGAUUCACUACCAAGGCGUGCUGAUGAACAGAGAGGGUUUCUCUAUGCCCAUCUGCUCGCAGCGGAAGGAGAAUGGGAGCACGGUAGUGGUCUGCGAGCUGAGUAACCCAAUGAAGCACAAUGAGCAGCUCCAUGCAGGCCUCUACUUCAGUGCUGGGAACCUGGAGCAAGCUGAGGGCAGUGUGGUGUUCGAACUGCAGCUGAGAAGUAAGAACAGCCACAAUCCCAACAGUGAGGCCGUGCAGCUGAAGGUCAAAGUGAGCGCAGCGGCAGUGGUGACAGUGCGCGGGAGCUCCUCUCCUGUCGAGUACGUCCUGCCGAUCGUAAACUGGCAGCCGAAGCCUCACCCGGCCACUCUGGAGGACAUCGGACCACCGGUGGAGCACGUCUACGAGCUCCAUAAUUUGGGCCCAGGUACCGUCAAUGGCAAGCUUUCUUUGGAAUUUCCUAGCCGUUCCCAUGGCAACUUCCUGCUGUAUGUCUUUGCCAACGCUUCAGAGGAGAACUUCAGAUGUUUGACCGACUCCCCCGAUGUCGACGUUUAUAAAGUAGCUAAGCCUCUGACCUCCCAGAAUGACUCGAGUGACGACAAACCCCACCUGAUCAAUAAGAGGGAGGUCCAAGAGACACAGUCGCUGACUCAAGGGCCUACUGUUGUGAACUGCACGACCACAAAUUGCAUGAGAUUCAUCUGUGUAAUGACCAACUUGGAGAAGGGCCGAAGUGCUGUGGUCAAAGUCCUUUCUCGACUCUGGGUCCAGAGCUUCUUGGAAAGACCCUUUGAAGAUUACAUCCUUCAGUCCAAGGCAGAAUACCGGGUGACCAGCAUGCCAUACAAAGUCCAGCCGACGGUGUUCCCCAGUGGGACAGCUGAGACCCAGACAGGAGUUGUGUGGGUCACCCCAGAUAAUGCCAAGGAGGUCCCUGUUUGGUGGAUAAUCGUAGCUGUCAUCGGCGGCCUGAUCUUGCUGGCCCUUUUGAUUUACAUCUUUUGGAAGGUUGGAUUUUUCAAGAGAACUCGACCUCCACAGGACGACAAUGAAGAGCUCUCCCCGGACGACACCGCUAACUCUGUGUAUGCUGAUAUGCAAAGUAAAACGGACUGAAAACGCCGACAUUGCAGCAGCUCUGGGGACUGCCAUGAGCUUCAGUCUUUCACUGGGAUUUACGAAACUACAUUUUCUUUCAUUUGUAUCAUCUGCUUUUUAGUCAAAGUUUACAAAUUUCAUCACCUCUGUCCAUUUCAGCAUGAAACUGUUCUCAAAGAUAAGCCCGGAUGGAGGACACCUGGACCUGGUGCCUUCCCAUUGUAUAAUAUUUCCCUCCUCCAUUAUGAAGAUCCCAAGUUAUGUGCCAGGCGUGUGACUCCUUGAGUCCAGUGAGCCAAGUUUUAUUAAAUAUUUCAGUUUUGAAUGCUGUUUCUUUCUAUUUUUGUAUUUUCACCUGCCUUUGCUGAAAUAAGUAAUAAACAAAAUAAUUUUGACGCUUACAUCUGCUUUGCAACUUUGUUUUAUUUCUAUUGGAUCCUCUUUUCCAUUUCCUGAUGACUGUUCCUAUCUUGCUUUAAUAAUAAUAAUAAUAAUAAUUCUUUACGUUUAUAUAGGACUUCUCACUACUUAAAGUGCUUUACAUGGUGAGUGGGGAGCCACUUCAACCACCUCCAAUGUGUAACACCCACCUGGAGGAGGCAACGGCAGCCAUGUUUGCGCCAGAAUGCUCAGCACAUGUGAGCUGUUAGGUAGUGAAGUGGCGAGAGAGACAGAGAGAGACAGGGGAUGAUUAGGGGGCCAGAAUGAUGGGAGCAGUUUAGCCAGGAUAUCGGGAUACGCCCUGCUGGCUUUCCUGUCUUCCUUGGAUUUUGACCUCUUCCUGCAAUCCGAUGCCGGCUCUCCUCCACAUGCGGUUCUUCCUACAUUUUCUUCUGCUGCAUCAGAUUAGUGCAGCAGGACCCACACAGUCAGCGCUGUGCAAGUUCACACCUCACAAGAACGAGCUCAAAGUUCAGUUCACACCGAUUAAAAGGAAUACAUUCACGUUCAUAGCUCACCAUUUUAAUUUUGAACUUGUUCAUUUUCAGUUCAUUUUGUAUUUUUAAGGAGUGAAGAAUAAAUGACCCAGGAGUUUACUUUUAUCAAUUUUGCAUGUCUGGAGUUUUUUUUGUUUUUUUUUGUCCACCCU